Messenger RNA from Postia placenta MAD-698-R-SB12, 210 nucleotides. RefSeq lists its product as hypothetical. The transcript has a single exon. The coding region runs from base 1 to 210 and encodes 69 amino acids. NCBI's taxonomy places the organism in Eukaryota, Fungi, Basidiomycota, Agaricomycetes, Polyporales, Adustoporiaceae. The record is from RefSeq and is a predicted model, not a curated record.
AUGGGCUCGUCGAUCCCUUUGGAGUAUCAUGUACGCCCGAGUCGAUCCUUCGGUACCGUAAUCACCGACAGCAGUCAACCAAGCACCGCGAACACAUACCUUAAGCCAGCCAUUGAAUUGAUCAUACAGUCAGUAUCUAUCAUUGAUGACGUGCUGAAGACCUCGACGAGAACUUUAGUCCGCAGCAUGACAACGGCAACGCCUUCAUAA